Molecule: messenger RNA, 3645 nt
Organism: Aspergillus puulaauensis
Lineage: Eukaryota; Fungi; Ascomycota; Eurotiomycetes; Eurotiales; Aspergillaceae
Gene: set1
Product: histone methyltransferase SET1
Exons: 2
Coding region: 1-3645 (1214 amino acids)
Cellular component (GO): Set1C/COMPASS complex
Molecular function (GO): protein binding; histone H3K4 methyltransferase activity; RNA binding
Source: RefSeq, a predicted model, not a curated record
AUGUCACGCUAUUCCGCGGGCUUCGCAGACUUCUUUCCCACCGCCCCGUCAGUUAUCCAACAGAAACGAUUCAAAACCACUAAAGAGCGACAACGGUCAAGAUCCCAUUUCGACAGAGAGCAUGUCGACGAAGAACACAUAAUCUCGCCCGGAACCAAGGCCAUUGAAGAAGCAGUCAGCAGAGAUGUCCUGCUGAAUUCAACACCAGGGUCUCAAACAGACCUGAAGAAAUCACGUAAGGAGGCCAUGGGAAUUGUUUUGGCGAGUCCUGGGGAGGCGAAUACCCCAGUCAACAACCCUCCUGGGCCCGGAACAGGAUCUUCGAAUGAAACCCUGGACACGCUUACGCCGCUGACAAACGCGGAGUUGUCACCGCAUAACAAGCCAAGUCCACCGCAAGCGAAAGUACCCAAUGGGUCUGUGGGUGAUUUCUUCAGAGAACCAAGGACUGACGACGCAAAGAACACAAUGACUCCGCUCCAUACGCCGCUAACACCCUCGCCGCAGUCACAAGCCCAUCGCGCUGAAAUAGUCAAGGGCUGGAAGCUGGUACACGACCCCGAUAAAGCUCCGUCCUCUAAGGAUAAACGGAGGAAGCCAUGCUAUGCGGAUAUUGUUACAGGCGGGCAGGAUACAAUUCUGCCGGACCCUCGUUUGACUAUACAAAACUAUACGCGCGGUGCUGGAUGCAGGCAGAAGACAAAGUAUCGACCAGCUCCGUACUCGCUGAAGCAUUGGCCCUACGAUCCGGCAAGUACAGUAGGACCUGGUCCUCCUGUACAGAUCGUCAUUACCGGCUUUGAUCCAUUGACGACUCUCGCGCCAAUCAAUGCCCUAUUCUCAAGCUUCGGCGAUAUUUUAGAAAUCAAUAACCGCACAGACCCCAUAACAGGCAGGUUUCUCGGGAUAUGCUCCGUUAAAUAUAAGGACAGCGCUUCGUUUCAUGGAAGCGGGCCCGUAUCCGCGCCGGUCGCAGCCAAACGCGCAUAUUACGAAUGCAAGAAGGGACAGAGAAUUGGCAACAAUCGCAUAAGAGUUGAAUUGGACCGCGAUGGUCAAAUUUCCGGAAAACUAACAUCGAAGGCGAUUGAGGCACAGAGAAUGGGUUCAAAAAUCGAUCCACCAGUCGCGGAUGAACCCAAAAUGGAGGAACAUGUGAACACGAACGAACCUCCCCCAACGGCCCCGAAGGGUCCUUCCGGGAAAUCUUCCAUUCGACCCUUAGCUGCGAUUCCUGAAGGUCCAAAGGCAACAUUUUUGAAGCCGGCAAUGCCAUCAUUGAUCGAAGAAACUCCCAUAUUGAACCAGAUAAAGCGCGAUCCCUAUAUAUUCAUCGCACAUUGCUAUGUGCCUGUUCUAAGCUCGACUCUGCCGCACUUGAAAAAGCGGCUCAAAGUGUUUGGUUGGAAGGAUAUUCGGUGCGACAAAACUGGGUACUAUAUCCUAUUUGAGAAUUCUCGACGUGGUGAAGAGGAAACGGAACGUUGUUACAAGUUCUGCCAUAUGAAACCUUUAUUCACGUAUAUCAUGAACAUGGAAAGCCAACCUUACGGUAAUCCGCACUAUGAACGCAGCCCCAGCCCCGAGCGACUGAAGCAAGAACAGCGACAAAAAGCAGAGGCUGAGAGACUGAGGAGGGAGAGAGAAUUGGACAUCGAGGAAGAAAAGAAGCAACGAGCCCUUAAUUUCGACCCGUGUACUGAAGUACUAACCAUUAUAAUGAAGGAUUUAAGGGACAAGCUACUCGAGGACGUCAAGUCUCGUAUUGCGGGCCCGGCCUUAUACGACUACCUCGACCCAGAAAGACACGCGUUGAGAAGGAAACAACUAGGAAUAGCUGAUCCCGAAGGCAUUAAGCGACCGAUAUUUCGUCUUGACUUUGACAGCCGGGAUAGUACGCCUGACCCUCAUUCCAAGCUAUCCACUAACCGGCAUCCAUUCGGCGUAUCUGGUCUAAAUAUUCUCUCCCUUCCCCGAAUCCGGAAGUCCCAGCACCUUGACCGCACAGAUGCUGCUUUCUUAGACGAGAGACGAAAGCAACCUCUGCGGAGGAAAGACGUUCGACCUCUCUAUCAUAGGCUGCAACAGCUACAUGAUGCGGAAGAUUCGGAUGAUGAACAGCAUACGCCACUUUCCCGAGACACCGAUGAUCAAGACAGUCGGCCUCCAAGCCGAAUGAGUUCGGGCACUGAAUCGGAUGAUGCUGAUGAAGAGGCAAAUGGAACAUUAAACCAUACAGCAGAAAAUGACGGUUCAGGCUCACAACAUCACGGGGCCGGAGACUCGGAAGCUGAAUUUCAGGAGUACUCGCCGUCGCGUAAGAGAAAAAGAUUGAGUGAAAGUCUUGACCAACGGAAAAAACAAAAGGAAGAUGGCAACUUCGCUGACGUUGGUGAGGAUGCGCAGGGGGGUGACAUAUCUAUGCCAUUGGAAACCAUUAAGAAUGGCAUCAUCGCCGACAAGAUCUCCGAUUCCAAUGAGACAGAUGAUAAAGCUUUGUUGGAAGGAUUGGGUAAAGACAAUAAUUUCCCGGGAGAUUACGGCAUCGAAACUUCAGAUCACGAUUUUGCGCAUUCAUCCACUGGGAAUUUGGUCGAUGAGACCGGACGCCAUGAGGGGGUCAGGUUGGAAGUCGAUUGGAGAGUAUCCCAUGACGAACCUCGGCCGAUUGUCUACGAUGACGAUUCAAUUAUCCUGGAUCUCGAUGGUUGGCAGAACUUAAUAAAGGAUGAAGAGGAUCUCCAAUUCCUUCGCAACGUUCUGAAAGGGCAGUCGAGAUCUAUUGUUGGUAAUUUACCGGCUUGGGCCUGGAGGCAAAAAGAAAUAAAAGCUCUCAAUCACCCCGGUGAUCUUGGGCCUACGCGCCAACCUGCUGACAUCGAUGGCUACUACGUUCCAAAUAUCACAGGAGCCGCACGGACCGAAGGACGAAAGAGAAUUCUUGAAUCAGAAAAAUCCAAGUAUCUUCCUCAUCGUAUCAAGGUCCAGAAAGCCCGUGAAGAGCGCGAGGCGAAUGCCAAGAAUGAUCCUCAAAAUGCUGCUGCUGAGGCAGCUCGGAUUGCCGCAGCAAAAACAAUCUCCAAAUCAACCUCUCGGUCCACAAGAGUCAACAACCGGAGGCUUAUCGCGGAUAUUAAUGCUCAAAAGCAAGCCCUUCCAGCGCAAAGCGGCGACAGUGAUGUCCUUCGAUUUAAUCAAUUGAAAAAGCGAAAGAAACCUGUGCGCUUCGCACGGUCAGCUAUUCAUAAUUGGGGUCUUUAUGCUGAAGUCAAUAUCUCUGCGAAUGAGAUGAUUAUCGAAUACGUAGGGGAGAAAGUACGACAACAGGUCGCUGAUAUGAGGGAACGGCGUUACUUGAAAAGCGGCAUUGGCAGUAGCUACCUCUUCCGCAUUGAUGAAAACACUGUCAUCGAUGCGACAAAAAGAGGCGGUAUCGCUAGGUUCAUUAACCAUAGCUGUACGCCCAACUGCACAGCCAAAAUAAUCAAGGUCGAUGGGAGCAAACGAAUUGUUAUUUACGCGUUAAGGGAUAUUGAAAGAGACGAAGAGUUGACUUACGACUACAAGUUCGAAAGGGAAUGGGAUAGUGAUGAUAGAAUCCCUUGUCUUUGCGGUUCGGCUGGAUGCAAAGGAUUUCUUAAUUGA